Messenger RNA from Aegilops tauschii subsp. strangulata, 1866 nucleotides. Its product is annotated as probable carboxylesterase 17. NCBI's taxonomy places the organism in Eukaryota, Viridiplantae, Streptophyta, Magnoliopsida, Poales, Poaceae. Gene Ontology annotation, molecular function: hydrolase activity. The record is from RefSeq and is a predicted model, not a curated record.
GCGUUCCUGGCCGAUGUUUCGACCCAAAUAAACACGCACGGAUCAAAUGAAUCGGCGCGUUAAAGUUGCUCUCAGAAACACGACGAGCUGGUAGACAGGGUGCAUACGACCGAAGCGUCCCAAGUGUUCCUACACGGUGGACUUUUGCGGGGGUCGCUCACGAUUGGAUCAUUUCACACACUUCGCCGUGUGCGCGAAUCACCCACCCCCACCCCACUUGGCGAGUCCACUCGAUCGCUCGGCAGCCAAAGGCAGCCCGACACCUGUGCCACCGCCCCCUCCCGGCUAUAAAACCCGCCCACCGCCCGAGCUCCCCGGACAACGCCGCAUAAUUGUGUCCGCCGCCGGCUCCCGGGACACCGCACAGCGCACAGACAACCCAAGGCCUAGCACCACUCUCCUUGUCUCGCACCUGCCUGCCGGCUGCGCCGCUAGCGAUCGAGCUAAGUCGACGCGCGCGCGUGGGCUUUUGCAUGAUAAGGAGGAGGAUGGGGGCACUGCACGUCGGCGAGCCGCGGGUCAGCUUCCAGCAGCAGGUUGGCAAGAACGGCGGGGGCCACGGCGCCGUCGUGGAGGAGAUACACGGACUCAUCCGCGUGUACAAGGACGGGCACGUGGAGCGCCUCCCGGCGAUCCCCGACGUCCCCUGCACGUGGGGCUCGACGGCCGCCGCGAGCGGCGUCCUCGCGCGCGACGUGGCGGUCGACCGCGCCACGGGGGUGUGGGCGCGCCUGUACGCGCCGGCCGCCGCGGCGGGGAAGGUCCCCGUGGUGGUGUACUUCCACGGCGGCGGGUUCAGCGUCGGCUCCGCCGCGUGGAGCUGCUACCACGAGUUCCUCGCCCAGCUCCCCGCGCGGGCGGGCUGCGCCGUGAUGUCCGUCGACUACCGCCUGGCGCCGGAGAACCGCCUGCCCGCCGCGUUCGACGACGGGCUCACGGCGCUGCGGUGGCUGCGGCAGCAAGCGAGCAGAAACGCGGCCGCCUCCGACGAGGUCUCGUGGUGGCGCAGCCGGUGCAGGUUCGACCGCGUGUUCCUCAUGGGCGACAGCGCGGGCGCCGCCAUCGCGUUCCACGUCGCGGCGCGGGCCGGGCAGGGCCAGCUGGGCGCGCUGGCGCCGCUCUCGGUCAAGGGAGCCAUACUGAUCCAGCCCUUCUUCGGCGGGGAGGCCCGCACGGCGUCGGAGAAGAGCAUGCCGCAGCCGCCGGGGUCGGCGCUGAGCCUGUCGACCUCGGACAGCUACUGGCGCAUGGCGCUCCCGGCCGGCGCCGGGCGCGACCACCCCUGGUGCAACCCGCUGGCCCGCGGCGCCCCCCGGCUGGAGACGCUGGCGCUGCCGCCCGUGCUGGUGUGCAUCUCGGAGGCGGACAUCCUGCGCGACCGGAACCUGGAGCUGUGCAGGGCGCUGCGGAAGGCCGGCAAGAGCGUGGAGCAGGCGACGUACGGCGGCGUGGGGCACGCCUUCCAGGUGCUCCACAACUGCCACCUGUCCCAGCCGCGCACGCAGGAGAUGCUCGCGCACAUCCGGGCCUUCGUCAGCGCCAGGUCCAGCUGACAGACACACACUCCUCCGCCGUGUCAUGUCAGUGUCACCCGUCGAUUAAUUACUUAAUCUACUACCAGUUCCAGAGUAGAUGCCGUGUAAGCAGUAGUAGUAGCUUGUGGUACUCGCCCAAGUGAAGGAAAAGGCAAGAAAAGGGUCCAAUACCGAACUUGGAUCGUUGUAGCUAGUGCUGUCGGAAAGCAAAAGUGUAGCGGAAAAAUAAUACUCCUACCACUACCGCUCCAUGUACGUAUGUAUAUCGUGUUAUUCAUUGUACUUGCUUGCAAAGGAGGAUCAAUAUAUAUAUAUAUAUAUUAUUACUACU